This is a messenger RNA of Cladophialophora psammophila CBS 110553, 1053 nucleotides long. RefSeq lists its product as uncharacterized. The coding region runs from base 1 to 1053 and encodes 350 amino acids. Gene Ontology annotation, molecular function: oxidoreductase activity, acting on the CH-CH group of donors, NAD or NADP as acceptor. The transcript is spliced from 8 exons. The record is from RefSeq and is a predicted model, not a curated record. Lineage: Eukaryota; Fungi; Ascomycota; Eurotiomycetes; Chaetothyriales; Herpotrichiellaceae.
AUGGCUCCAACGUACAAGACGGUGGUUCUCGCCAAACGACCGAAAGACAACAUUGUCCCAGGUGAGACAUUCAGACUCGUCACCAACAACCCGACUCCUUCCGCCGCCGAUCUCAAGGAUGGAGAGGUCCUGUUCGAGACCAACUAUCUCAGCAUCGACCCGGCGAUGCGCGGCUGGCUCAACGAUACCAGAUCAUAUAUUCCACCCGUGAAGAUUGGGGAAGUCAUGCGAGGCGGUUGUAUCGGGACAGUCGAGGCUAGCAAGAACCCCCAGUUCCCCGUUGGGAGUUUUGCAACGGCCACGGCGGGAUGGACCGAAUACAAGAUUUGCAGAGGCAACGAGUUGCAGAGGGUGGUUGUCCCUAGAGGUGGAAAGCUGACCGAUGGGUUGAGUGUGCUCGGAAUGACUGGAUUGACAGCCUAUUUCGGCAUCAUUGACGUCGGCAAGGUCAAAGCGGGAGACUUUGUCGUUGUCUCGGGCGCUGCAGGUGCAACGGGCAGUGUUGUCGGUCAGAUCGCCAAACUCAAGGGUGCAACUGUCUUGGGCAUUGCUGGUAGUGAGGACAAGUGCCGAUGGCUAAAAGAGGAGUUGGGCUUUGAUGAUGCCUUGAACUACAAAGACAGGGACUUCUUCAAGAAGUUCAGGGCUGCCACGAAGGAUCUGAUCGAUGUUUACUUUGACAACGUUGGAGGUGAGAUCCUUGAUAUGGCGCUCUCGAGAGCAAAAAAACACGCUCGGUUUGUCAUGUGUGGAGGUAUUAGCCAGUACAAUUCCUCUAAACCCCAAGGACCAAAGAACUAUCUCAUGAUCGUUUCGAUGCGCAUACGCAUGGAAGGGUUCAUUGUCUUCGACUAUGCAAAGGAAUAUCCACGAGCUCUGAGGGAGUUGGCGCAGUGGCUUUCCGAGGGCAAGAUUAAGAGGAAAGAGACCAUCGUCAAGGGUGGCUUGGACCAGGCAGAGAACGCACUGAGAGAUUUGUACCAAGGGGUCAACACAGGCAAGUUGUUGGUCGAGGUCAAACCUAUCGACGACAAACUUCGAGCGUCUCUGUGA